AUGCGCCUCACCAGGGCCCCGCGAUGGAGGGCGGCGAGCCGCAACUCCGACAAAGCCUCCGUUCUCACUCUGCUGGGCAUCUCGGAGCUUCUCAAACUUCGCGGCAAAUGGUCUCUCGCACUGCGCCUCGGCAACUUCGCUCUGCAGCAAUCCCGUGGAUUGGGUACCCUCACCGAAGGUCUCGCCCUGCUGAGCGUCGGCCAUGCCUACCGCAAUCAGACACCAGAGGACUGGAUCUCCGCCCAGCACCAUCUACGCAUGGCCAAGCUGCUCCUCGAGGGGCUACCACCAAGCGAAGAUCAAACCUUUUACCUCAUGCGCGCCGUUUUGCUUCUCGGUGACACCCUUGUGCGCCGCGAGGACAUGGGCGACAUUGUCGAGGCCGAAGAGCUGGCGCACUUGGCCGAGAGAUUGCUGCGCAAGAGCCGCGAACGACCCGGCAAGACCUUUCGAUGGACGCUAUUCACGGGCUCAUGGCGCGACUUCUGUCUUCACUCCAUGGUUGAGCUGGGGGAGAUCUACUAUUACACAAGUCGCUGGGCCGAGGGCGAAAAACUACUGCGCGAGCUGGUGCCCACACUGGUUAAGAGGAGGGGGAAGCGGCACGUUACCACCAUUGAGGCGCAACGAGAUCUUGCGAGCAUGCUGGUCAACCAGGACAAGUACGAAGAGGCCGAAAUGGCCUACCGUAUUGCCAGGGACUGGAACGAGGACGUCCCGGUAUUCGGGCACGAAGAAAAGGCUGCCAUCGACUAUAACAUCGCCAUGUGUCUUUCUGAGCGCGGCAAGGAUAACGAAGCGAGGGACGAGAUUGCCAAAAUGGACUUGGCUGCCGACCUACUGCACUACGCUAACGGUGAAUGGACGCUGAAACUGGCACGUUUGACGAGCUUGCGAUUGAAAAAGUACGACGAGGUCAUAGGCCUCUGUCAAAGGUUUCAACGGGUGCUGGAUGAACACAGAGCGAGGUUCGGCCUUUGCAGCCCAGUCACGUUGAGGAAUAUGGAAGAUCAUGUCACCGCGCUCAAGGCCCUGCGCAGGUGGGAUGAAGCCAUCGUCAUUCUGCGCGACAUGUGCCGCCGCGAAGCGAGCGACGUCGCACGCGUCGUCGAACAAACACUUGAAACCCGCCUUAACCUCGCGCACACUCUCCGCUAUGCCGGUCUUCACGAGGAAGCCGCAUACGAGUACCGGAAAUGUCUCGAAAUCGAACGCUCUGCAUCCGACGACUACAAAGACGAGGCCCAGAUUAGGAAUAUUCUGAAGUACCUGGCAUAUCUGUACGAACUUUCCGGGGAUAAGAUGAACGCCCUGAUCGCCUACGCCCAGUUACAGCGGGAGUACUGGGGCCGACCGAGCCAACACCGAAACUUCAUCAAGUAUGAGUGGUGCCGGGGGAAGAUGUUCAUGCUACAGGGACGAUGGGAGCACGCGCUCAAGAUGCUGCUCAGCGCGCUGGCGGUGAAGAGGGGCGUGGAGACGGCAGUGGCCAUAAUCACCGGUCUGCCUAUUGAGGCCGUCCAUGCGAUGCAGCCCGGGAGAAGGAUUCCGGAACCCACACAACCCGACGUUCUCGAAAUCGACGACGAAAUCGACGACGACGAACAGCAGAGUACCCUGGUGGAAAAAAUCGACAGCGCCGGACAAGUGAAGGUUAAGGAGGUCCCUCUCGACGAAGACGAAGCCGACCAAGCCUGGGACGAGGUCGACUGGUGGGAGGAAGUCAUCAAGGACGCCGUCGACGCCGUGAGGAGGGAGCAGCCGUUCCAGGCGUGCACGCCGCUCGACGAGGCGGACUCCGAGGUCGACGAGGACGAGGUCCAGGAGACGGUGGACGCCGUCCUGACGAUGAAAAGCGGGUAUCCCGCUGUGCCGGCCGGCGAGGAGUGGUCGCAGCCGCAGUGGGCGAGGCUCCCGGACACGUACGAAGAGCUGGUGGUGCAGCAGAGGAGGGUGACGGAGGAGAGCAUCAGGACGUGGGUUCCCUAG
Molecule: messenger RNA, 1989 nt
Organism: Colletotrichum karsti
Lineage: Eukaryota; Fungi; Ascomycota; Sordariomycetes; Glomerellales; Glomerellaceae
Exons: 1
Coding region: 1-1989 (662 amino acids)
Molecular function (GO): protein binding
Source: RefSeq, a predicted model, not a curated record